Messenger RNA from Symbiodinium pilosum, 1032 nucleotides. The record is from the annotation of a GenBank genome assembly. Lineage: Eukaryota; Dinophyceae; Suessiales; Symbiodiniaceae.
AUGCAAUUACACCCACUGAAUAAAGCGUUCCAUUGGCAGCAACCACCUGCGCCUUACGAACUCAUUACCCAGGAGCAGGCGAUAGCAUAUCGCGAAGCGGGCGGUUUUGUGUUGGAAAAUUGUUUUUCCCAGCAGGAGCUGGACACGCUGAUGGAAGAGCUUGAUCCCAUUGAGGCGGAGGUUAAUCGGCGCCUGGCAGACAUGCCUGCGGAUCAGCCAACCAUAGCCCGUGAAGAUGAAAUAGUUUUUUCUGCACAUGCGGUGCUGACCAGUGGUGUCGCAAAAGCUUUUGCCCGGCAUCCGGUUUUUCAAGCUUUGGCCCGGGACCUUAUCGGCCCGACGGUGCGCCUCUAUUGGGAUCAGUUAGUCUAUAAACGACCGGGCACCGCAGAUGAGUUUCCCUGGCAUCAGGACAACGGGUACACCUUUGUCGCACCGCAACAGUAUUUAACCUGCUGGGUCGCGCUGACGGACGCCACCAUCGACAACGGCUGUCCCUGGAUAGCGCCAGGUCUGCACAAGAUGGGUACCUUGCAACAUCACUGGACGCCCCUGGGCUUCAAUUGUCUGGAUGAACCACCUGCUGACGUGGUGGCAUUGCCUGUUAAAGCGGGGAGCGUUGCGGUGUUUUCCAGCCUGACGCCCCACCGCACCGGUCCGAAUCUCACUGCUGAUGUGCGCAAAGCUUAUAUUCUGCAGUACGCGCCGGAUGGUGCGGUGAUCCAUCCACGAGGUGCAGAUGCCGUGACGGCAGAUGACCCUGACCGUCCGAUUUACCCGCCCCAGGCAAAAGCCCAGGGCCUGCAGGGUGACGUUGUUGUUCGUUAUAACGUUACGGCCCAGGGCAUGGUGGUAGAUGCUGAGGUGAUCAGCAGUGAACCGCCGGGCGUUUUUGAUGCCGCGGCCUUAGAUGCGGUUAACAGCUGGCGAUUUAACCCGCCAGUGAUUGACGGCGUAUCCCAGGCCAGUUCCGGACGUCAGAGCACUGUGAGCUUCAGGUUGGAUGGCGCGGACCGUUACGACGGCUAUUAG